AUGUCCUCUCUACCCGCUGAACAUGCCGUUUGCUUCGCCAUCGUCUCCAGAGCUCUUGCACAGGCCCGUGAGGAGUUCAGACUCGAGAAGCACCUCAGAAAAGUUUCACCGGGCCGCCAGCCAAGGCCGUCGUUCUCGGUAGACUUGAGAUCCAAGCAGAUCUCAAGCAUCCCGCUGGAGGCUAUUGAGCUCAUCAAAGAUGAAGUAGAAAGACUCGCUUUGGCCCAUAAUCAAUUGACCUCGCUGCAAGAUGGGUUCUCGGGCCUUCACAGAAUGAGAUAUCUGAACCUCCGUGCGAACUUACUCGGAGAAUUUCCGGCGGUGAUCACUCGCCUGCCGUCGCUUGAGAUACUUGACGUCAGUCAUAACCAAAUAGGCUCACUGCCCGAAGACUUUGGGACCCUGAUGUCGCUGAAGGUGCUCUCAAUGGGCAAAAACAAAAUCACCAUUCUGCCUAAUUAUAUUGGCGCCAUGCCCAAUCUCACGAUCCUGAAGCUCCACCACAACCCCAUCGUCUUCCCCCCAAAAGACCUCCUGGCCAAAGACGACGCAACGGACGACGAAGUAUGGCUGGAGGAGGUCAAGAGAUUCUUGAGGCAGCAUGCGGAGAAGAUGGGCACGGGGUCCGAAUCAAGUAGUGAUUACGGCCCAGACUUGGGGAAUGAUUCUUGUUCAUCAAUCAAUACCGCGACCUUUGCUUCUAGAACACCAAGCCCUGGUUCUGUGAAUAGCUGCUGCUGCUCAGUGGAAGGUAGCGAUACGAAUAACAACUCUAAUCCCACCACUACUACUAUUAUUACCACAACCAACCAAGCGGAGGAACAGCAGAAAGAGGCACCAUUCAGGCUAUCAGCAGAGCUCGAUACCAUCAUGCCACACGCUUCCAAUUCUCUAAGGACGCGAUCCGUUAGUCCGUCUAAACGGUCCAUGCUAUCUCUGCACCAGAAUCGCUCGCCUUCGCCACUGUCGAACGCCACGAUGUUGUCUAGCUCUGCACCAAUGCCCGCCUCCUCUCUCUCCCCAUCCCCAUCCUCCUCUAUUGCUUCCGAGCAGGAGCAGCCUCAGACACCGCUUUCAGAGUCCAACCUGUCUCAGCUGGAGCGAUCCCGUAGUCAUAGCGAAUCUACAGCACAGCUGCAAACCAUCCGGGGUAAUCGGAGAAUGGGCAUGUUGCCACCACGCAAGUCCCCAAAUGCCAUUUUCCAAGGAAGCGGGAGCAAUAAUAGCACCACCGGCAGCAGUAGCAAUAGUAGUGGAAGCAUUGGAGAAGGAGGAAACAACAACCUUCGAACCGUUAUCGAACAACCGCAACCGCAACAGCAUCUGCAACAGCAACAGCAACAGCAACAGAAGGCUUCGAAGCACCAACGUGGUUACUCGCACGAUAGCAUCAUCGACUCGGCUGGAAGGACGCUAAAAAAGAAUAUGGGGAAGCCUGCUGACGGUGUUAACGGCGGAUCGCAGGGCAGUCCUACGGAAAAGGAACGACAGCCUGGGCCGUACUUUCGACGGUUAAGCUCGUUACCAGAGAAUAAGCGGACGUCAUUGUCAUCUGCAAGAGUUGGUGAAGCUGCUAGGGGGAUCCUUUAUGCUAUGAGCACACUGCAGAAGCCGAUCGAGCACUUUGUGCAGUCAGCAGUUGAUCCUAACGGACCUCACCAUAAAGUUGAGAGAGCUCUUUAUAACGGGAAUAUCCAUAUAGGGUCAUUGGUUGGAGCUCUGGAGGCAUACGAGGAGAAAGACGAUGAGGCAGCAGUAGAUCAGGUCAUUGAUGCUUGCUACUCUUGCGUUGCCGCGUUCCGACAAGUGCUGUCGAUGCUACAGUCGAGCUCAAAAGAGAUUGGAGCCGGAGCAGCAGGACAUGAUGUCCGCUAUAUGAGGACAUUACUACUUACAGUCUACGGAUCUUAUGUUGAGAUCCAGAGCUCGUAUGAGAUUCUCAGACCAUUGCUUAGGACACAUCGGCCCACACCGAGUGUACAAUCUUUCAGUAGUGCUAGCUCAAUGAUGAGAGGAAGACAGCCGCUGCAGAUUAAUAAUAACCCUGGACUACGACUAGCAUCUAUCCCGUCCGCUACGUUCAUGUCGUCAGCAGCUUAUACAACCCCACGGGGUGGCCCGCUGGGUGCCGACUACUUCUCACUCCCGCCAACGCCGGGUUUAAACAGUGUCCCGUCUUCAGCUGUCUCACAGAUGUCGGAGAAUGGGUUUGGGUUCGACCACGAUGAGCCGUUGUAUGGGAUCUUCCAGACUGCCAUUGGCGCGGCAUUGAGCACGCUGCCAGUCAUCGAGAAAGAGAUUAAGGCUGCGCUGGGGCAGAGCUUGAUGCCGAAUGUGUCUUUGAAACUAAGGCAGGUCUCGGCUUUGUGCGUCAAUGGGGCGGACGCAGCGAGGAAGCUGAGUAAGGUCAGAUGGGAAGCUAUCCAAGAGGGAGAUGUUGGUGAAAGGCGCCGAUUCUGGGACGAUACUAACAUCUUCACUAAGUUGAUUAUCAACAUUGCGGAGCUCAUCAAGAGUACUCACCAAGAAUACACUUUCCGAAAGAACAUGCUCACUGCCGUCGGUAUGGUUGUGCGCCCGACAAAGGAUCUAUAUAUUCUCUUGAAUGGCUCAUCAUUCAGGAUGUACAUGGCUGAGUCCUCUUCGACACCCAAUUCUCCACCAUCAGUUCUCUCACCCACACAAUUUGGGUUCCAGUCCAUGAUUGCUCCCAGCCCGACACCGACAUCCACACCGACAAUGACUGCACCACAAACCUGGCUCGCCGCAACGCCGCUCUCCGCAGCAUUGGGUCCUGCAGCGCAGGCAACGCUGCCACAGGGUAUGUUUUAUCCAAGUCCUGGACUUGGUGGUGGAGGUGGUGGGGGAAGCGGCAGCGGAUCGAAUAGUAGAAGUGCUACUUUGAUGAGCAUGGUACACCCCACUAUGACAAGCGUUAUGAGUGGGCUUGGUGGGGCUGGGAUAGCGAUGGCUAUGCCCGUGACUCCGAGCACACCCGGGCCGGAGGGACCUAUGGGACUUGGAAUGGGGUUGAUGACACCUGGAGCGGCUAGAGGUGGAGUGGGCACUAGUAGUGUGAGCCUUAGGAUGGGAUGA
Messenger RNA from Morchella importuna, 3096 nucleotides. RefSeq lists its product as uncharacterized. The coding region runs from base 1 to 3096 and encodes 1031 amino acids. The record is from RefSeq and is a predicted model, not a curated record. Gene Ontology annotation, molecular function: protein binding. The transcript has 6 exons. NCBI's taxonomy places the organism in Eukaryota, Fungi, Ascomycota, Pezizomycetes, Pezizales, Morchellaceae.